CAUCUAACAAAAUGACCACCGGCAUCUCUGAAGAGGACAUGAAGAGGAUCUUCAGUCAUUUUGACGCCAAUGGAGAUGGCAAGAUAUCAUCAGAGGAGCUCGGAGAUGCUCUUCGUAGUCUUGGCUCCGCUUCUUCCGAUGAAAUCAAGUCCACGAUGGCCGAGCUCGAUACCGAUGGUGACGGCUACAUUGAUUUUGAUGAAUUCGUUUCUUUUUGCAAGGCUAACCCCGGUCUCAUGAAAGAUGUUGCCAAGGUUUUCUAAGAGUUCAAACCCUUGCGUAAACUCAUUAGCUUGUUGUUCUUCUGUUUUGUUCUAUAUUGUCUUGUUUCCUUGGGAAUAUUUGGAUGUUAAUAAUAUUUGGGUAGUGGUUGCCUCU
Asparagus officinalis (garden asparagus) is the source of this 378-nucleotide messenger RNA. RefSeq names its product polcalcin Phl p 7-like. The transcript has a single exon. The record is from RefSeq and is a predicted model, not a curated record. Lineage: Eukaryota; Viridiplantae; Streptophyta; Magnoliopsida; Asparagales; Asparagaceae. Bases 12 to 263 code for a protein of 83 amino acids. Gene Ontology annotation, molecular function: calcium ion binding.